AUGGGGCGCGACGAUGUCAUGCGCGCAUCUAAAGACAACCUCUCCGCCGACGCCUUGGACAGGCGGCUCCGGGUGCUGAUCAAAGUUCCACGUGAUCUCAGGAUCCAUGUGUGCAACAUGGAUAUUCACACUAACGGCUCCGGGACCGCGCUUGAGGCCCUCGAGGAAAACGAUCUCGGAACUCUCCUCCGAGUCCCUCACGCGGGCAACACCGACCCGGAGGUCGCGUCCGACGUGGAAGUCCCCGAAGCUCCGCGUCCCUCCAAAAGGAAAAGGGGUGCUUCCUCCAGCCCAGCCACUAAACGUGCCCGCGAAGCGCCUAGCACCGCGGCUACCCGAAAGGCGGAGGCGGAAAAGAAGCGCCUCAAACUCAUCGACACCAGCAACCGAGCUCAACCCAACAUCCACCAAUUUUUCAGAUCAUCCGGCUCCGGAAGCCAGCCCCAAAAGAUCCCCAAGAAGAAAACGAAGCCAUCUCCGGCUUCUGUGCAUGUCACACCGGAAGUGGAGGUUCCACCCAAGGCCUCUUCCUCCGCCAAGCCAGAUCCCAAGGAUGUCAUCAAACUUGAUGAUCUCCCGGAGGAACCAACUGCCAAAUCCGGCAAAGGCGAUUCCGGCAAGGGCGCGUCCUCGUCUGCACCUCCGCCUGAACAGCCUAUUGUUACCUCAGCCGAAGCUCCGGCUGAUGAAGUUGAGAAGAAGUUAUCCCUAAGUCGUGCCACUGGCACGCCCCAGACCCACCCUCGUCUCUUUCCGGUUCUGCAAAAAGUCCCCCUCUCACAGCGCCACGCGGAGAUUUCCACCAUGAUGGACCAGGUGUGGGGGCCUGCGAACACGGAGGAGCAAGAACUGAACGACCUGGAAAGUGAUCUCAAGAUUUUCUUCACCAAGCACAAGAACGUGCGCCAGAACACGCGAAAACUACACGAAGAUCUGCGCGUCCAUGUGCUGGAGCAAAUGAAAGAGAUUGAAGGGCUGCGCCAGAACGCCGAGAAUAGCCAGAAAGCUUUAUCAAUCCUGGAAACCCGCGUAAAAAAUUACGAAGAAGAAAUUGCCAAGCGCCCCACCAUCGACGCUCUUUCCGCCAAGAUCCAAGUUUUGGAGGCUGAGAAUGAGUCUCUCAAGAACUUCCUGAAAGAAUCCUCUGCGAAGGAAACCACAGAGAAGAAGGAGCUCUUGGAGAAACAUGCUCGAGACAUGGCGGAACUUGCUGAUAAGCUUAAAAAGAGCCAGCAAAGGGUUUAG
Messenger RNA from Lolium perenne, 1245 nucleotides. NCBI's taxonomy places the organism in Eukaryota, Viridiplantae, Streptophyta, Magnoliopsida, Poales, Poaceae. The record is from RefSeq and is a predicted model, not a curated record.